UUCUUCCCGGGAUUGAAUGUUAAGUUGUUUGUCCGUUUCGGGCUGCCGUCCUGCAGAUCCGCCAUAUUGUCUACUGAAGCUGCCGCCGAAGCUGCCGCCGCUGCCGCCGCUGCCGCCGCCAAGUAGGAGCGAGCGGAGCCGCGAUGGGAAAACUUGGCCACCUGACCAACAGAUAAAAGUUGCCAGUAUUAAUAAGCUAAUGCAUAAUAAAGAGACCAUGGCGAGCCCAGGGAAAGACAAUUAUCGAAUGAAGAGCUAUAAGAACAAUGCCCUAAACCCUGAGGAAAUGAGGCGAAGAAGAGAGGAGGAGGGCAUUCAGCUCCGGAAGCAGAAACGGGAGCAACAACUUUUUAAACGGAGAAAUGUGGAGCUGAUUAAUGAAGAAGCCUCCAUGUUCGAUAGUCUCCUCAUGGACUCCUAUGUGAGCUCUACCACUGGGGAGAGCGUGAUCACAAGAGAGAUGGUGGAGAUGCUCUUUUCUGACGAUUCUGACCUGCAGUUAGCAACCACACAGAAAUUCCGGAAACUGCUCUCCAAAGAACCUAGUCCUCCAAUAGAUGAAGUUAUCAAUACUCCAGGAGUGGUGGAUCGGUUUGUGGAGUUUCUGAAGAGGAAUGAGAAUUGUACAUUACAGUUUGAAGCUGCCUGGGCUCUAACGAACAUUGCCUCUGGAACCUCUCAGCAGACCAAAAUUGUCAUUGAAGCAGGGGCUGUCCCCAUUUUUAUAGAGCUGCUUAACUCGGACUUUGAGGAUGUACAGGAACAGGCAGUCUGGGCACUGGGAAACAUAGCUGGAGACAGCUCCGUUUGCCGAGAUUACGUCUUGAACUGUUCCAUCCUUAAUCCUUUGCUAACGCUGCUUACCAAGUCCACACGACUGACAAUGACACGGAAUGCAGUCUGGGCCCUGUCAAACCUGUGCCGAGGCAAGAACCCACCCCCAGAGUUUGCAAAGGUCUCCCCCUGUUUGCCUGUGCUGUCUCGCCUACUCUUCAGCAGUGACUCAGACUUGCUGGCAGAUGCUUGCUGGGCCCUUUCUUAUCUGUCUGAUGGCCCCAAUGAGAAGAUCCAGGCAGUCAUAGACUCUGGAGUCUGCCGGAGAUUGGUCGAGCUUCUAAUGCACAACGAUAACAAAGUGGCUUCUCCUGCUCUGAGAGCUGUGGGUAACAUCGUCACCGGGGAUGACAUCCAGACCCAGGUCAUUCUUAACUGUUCAGCCCUCCCUUGCCUCCUCCACUUGCUGAGCAGCUCUAAGGAGUCAAUCCGAAAGGAAGCUUGUUGGACCAUUUCAAAUAUCACUGCUGGCAACAGGGCUCAGAUACAGGCUGUCAUAGAUGCAAAUAUCUUCCCUGUGUUGAUUGAAAUCCUUCAGAAAGCAGAGUUCCGUACAAGGAAAGAGGCAGCCUGGGCCAUCACCAAUGCCACAUCAGGAGGAACCCCUGAACAAAUCAGGUACCUGGUCUCCUUGGGCUGCAUCAAACCCCUGUGCGACUUGCUGACUGUGAUGGAUUCAAAGAUUGUGCAAGUCGCCCUCAAUGGACUGGAGAACAUCCUUCGGCUUGGAGAGCAAGAGGGCAAGCGCAGUGGCUCAGGGGUCAAUCCCUACUGUGGCCUCAUCGAGGAAGCCUAUGGCUUGGAUAAAAUUGAGUUUCUCCAGAGCCAUGAGAACCAAGAGAUCUACCAGAAGGCCUUUGACCUCAUUGAGCACUACUUUGGCGUAGAAGAUGAUGAUAGCAGCCUGGCUCCCCAAGUGGAUGAAACGCAACAGCAGUUUAUCUUCCAGCAGCCUGAGGCCCCCAUGGAGGGCUUCCAGCUAUAAUGUCUGCCUCCGGGGAGGGGAGGGGAUGGGAAGCACCACCAACCAGCGGAAAAGCAGCCCUCUGGUGGGCGGGAAACCAGCCCCCCGACCAUCAGCCACCACACACCUCUGCUGCCCUGGAAACUGUGCUCUUGACCUGCUCCGCCCCCUUCCCUGGAGGGAGCACCCUCUGGACAGACAGAACCAUCUGAGGCUCACAUUUGGGUUUUGUGACAAGAAGGGGACGUGUUGGGUUUUUCUUCCUUACACUAGAUUUUGGCUGCACAUAUGUCUUUAACCCAGGAGCCCAGGGGUAGACAAAGGAGGACUGAGGUAAUCAAUUUUGCACCUUUUUUAUUUUUAUUUUUAUUUUUUUUUCUUUAGUGGUGACUUCCUUCCGUUUUAUCUUCCUUCAUCCUUCCCAGUCCUCUCCCCUGAUCUCUGUAACUCUUAUCUUGGGUACUUGAGCAGAUGGAAUAUUCCACAGGUCGGGGGUGGGAGGGGAGGGGAGAAAUCCAAAACAAAGUGUUCUUGCUCUGACAGAAUAUUAAUCUUGUAUGCUUGGAUUGCGUUAUUUAAUUUUUUUUUCUUUUGCACAUUUUUCUUGUAUUACGAUUGCUCUUUCCCAGAGCCAUGAGUUCCUGGUUUUAGGAAUCCCAGCUGCCAGCAUUGUCUGGGACUAGAGGCUGAGGGGGAGGUCACCAUGAGACAAAGGCCCCUCCCUCCCUUUAACCCCUUGCCCAGACCUCUUUAGUUUGGGAGAUCCCCUUCACUCUCCUGGGGCAUGUACACCAGUGGGAGUGAGGGGAGAGGAACACAGGCCUUCAGACGGGGCUUCCCAUGUGUCGCUACUGAUCCCAUGUUUCCUACCCACCUUCCAAUGGUGCGACCCAACUUCAUUUGUUUACUUGAAAAUUCCCCUCAGAGUUGAGAUGAACCUCUGAGGUAGCUGUAUUUUCUCCUAAGCACGUGAUAGAGGGCUGUGGUCCUUCCUUUCUCCUGAGGAGAAAGUCCUUGCUCUGGUGACCCAUAAGUUGCAGAGGAGGUUGGAGUGAGAGUGUCAUGUAUUGGGAUAGCCAGUGGAUCCCUGCCUUUGGCCUUUCUUCUUCUUCUUCCUCUUCCGUAGUUGGAUCAUGUAUAUUUUACUUCCAAAGGAGAGAAUGUCAAAAAGUUCUGUAUUUUUUUAUAUUCUAUAUAUUACAUAGGUCAACCUUAAUUGGUCUCAAGAGGAAGAACUGUCUCUGUAAUUUCUGUGAGUAGGAUACUGUGAGGAAGACCGAAAAGAGAUGUGGAAGCUCUUUUGCUCAGGAAGCCUGACCUUGAUCCUUCUCUCUGCUUGGGUUCCAGGCCACCACCAGGGACCAACCCUUAGCUCUGGAACCUUUAUAUAGCAGGGCAGCCUGGUCUGAUUGUCCUGGUACCUGAAUGGAGCAAGGAUGGCCCCAGGGCCCAGUGAAGUCUACCAAUCUACUCCUUACCACUGAGCAUCCUGCUUACAUCAGGAAACACAGAAAGCAGUCUGCCUCCUCAGAUUCAGUCUCAAAUGCCCGUGUCCACAUAAGUUAUCACAGAUGGCUGCCGUGUCUCCUAUCCAAGAAAUUUAGCAGCCUCAGGACUUUUUUUGAGAGUGAUUGAUGUCUUCCCUGAUUGGGAUCCUUGUACAUGGUUUGGAUUUUACCCUUCCUGUGACAAAUAUAAUCCUAAUGCCUUUUCUUUCCCCUUUGAGUAGAGCUACUGCAGUGCCUCAAUGGCUUGCCUGUGUGCUUCAAUGGAUUACAUGUGAUAGUAAAGCCCAGGUGUUGGGGGUGGCGUGGAGGAAGUUGUUGGCUAAGUGUAGGCUGGUGGUGGAGCUGAAGGCACCAUCUGCCCUGUCCCUGCUUCCCCACAGAGGUCUGGCAGAGGCGCCCUGCUCCAAACUGUGUUUUCCCUUCCCCAGAAACAAUGCCAUUCUUGCUCCCAUUCCUACACAUCCCCCUCUGGCUCAGGUGAAAUCCAUGCCACUCUGCUUACAGAUAAAACGUUCAGUUGUUUUUGGCCACUGGUCUUGAACUUGCCCUCUCUUUCCAGUGUUGAGAUCCAACUCCAGAGGCAUCUUCUGAAGGUGGUUGGGGCUGGUGGCUAUCACUGAAAAGUGACACCAGUGCUGUACCACCUAAGUGAGUCAUACGCUGCUCUGCGGGUUUGGCACGAUAACUACCAACCCCACUCUCCCAGCUCGGCAAGGCGCAGGACCCUCUUCACUUGGCCUGCUGACUCCAUUACAAAACCAUUUUCCUACAGUUCAAAAGAAAGCCACCCCCCACCCCUUGUCCUUGUCCAAAGGGCAGAGCAUUUUAUUAUAAUAAGAUCUACUUUGUACAUCUCUAGCAAUAAUUAAGUCCCUGACAUUGGGGCCAAAUUCUUACUGAGACAUACACAUCCCGCCUUCCCCAGCUGUUCCUCCCAAAUCUACUUUUGCUUCAGAUCUGGGCCAUGCACCAAAGAGAAGACUCUUGAUCGUGGGCUACUGCUCAAAGCCUGUUUUCUACAAGGACUCCAAGGGCUGAAGUCUCCCAGGGCACAUGAAGACAAAUUUCUCUUCAGAUAAACAUGGCCUCUAGGAGCUUUCCUUUGUUAGUGUCUUCCUCAGACCCAUGCUUUCCCAUUGUAUUCCUCUGACCCCCUUUUCAGUCAACAGGUGAAGUUCUUCCAGCCCACAGAGGCAGUAACAUCAUCUUUUGUGUCUCCUCCUCUCCUUUAGCCAUCUUGGGAAGCAAAAUAUUUCUUUUUAGCCCAGGCUUGACAGCCACUCUUCGUGGGCAGUCCCCAUCUGGACUCCAGACCCUGGCCUAGGUGAAGUCAGAGCUUUCUGACAGAUUUCUGAAUGGAUGUUACAGGGAUGGAGGGGCUCCCCAACCUGCUGCAGGGAGUAGCCUGAGAAGACUUGUGUUUGGAAUCUUAAUACUUUGGCACAUAGCUAUGUCCAUUUUAAGAUCUCUGGUGGGUUAGAAAUACUUAGGUGUGGAUUAAGGGGACAAGGAGCCUUUUUCUUAGCUAAAGUGUUCAAAAUACUGUUUUGAACAGUGCCAGCUAUUCUUUAUUGCCAGCCCUUCUGGGCAUCCCACCCCCAUGUCAUCUUCUCUAGUAUUAACCGGCUCUCUGGUCUUAGAAGCCUGCCUUCAGUUCUGAGUUAUCCCUGCUGACUGGCCACGGUAUUGGCUGCAACCUUCUGUUAGAACCACAUAGGUUCCACCCUCACCUGGCCAGCCUGGUUACUUGAGGCAGAGGGUACAAAAGACCCUUCCAAGUAACAGGUGUUGAUGACUUCAGCUUUCAGGGACCCUUUGUGUUCCUCCUUACCUAGAACCUUUAGAUCUACUCCUGUUUUCUUUUCCCUGGAAGCCUGUUUCCAAGAGCCCUAUUUAGAGCUGAACUGCACAGAUUAUAGCUGCUACCACACUUAAG
Kogia breviceps (pygmy sperm whale) is the source of this 5242-nucleotide messenger RNA. It is a transcript of the gene KPNA6, whose product is annotated as karyopherin subunit alpha 6. Gene Ontology annotation, biological process: NLS-bearing protein import into nucleus. Gene Ontology annotation, molecular function: protein binding; nuclear import signal receptor activity. The record is from RefSeq and is a predicted model, not a curated record. NCBI's taxonomy places the organism in Eukaryota, Metazoa, Chordata, Mammalia, Artiodactyla, Physeteridae. Gene Ontology annotation, cellular component: nucleus; nucleoplasm; cytoplasm.